CGAGAUACCGACAAGCCUCGCUCCGGCGGCGGCGGCGGCGACACCCAUCGCGCGCGCGGCCCGUGACGUCAUCGGCAGCCCCGGCGACGAGCGCGCGAGGAGAGCUCGAGUCAUUCGCGGAUUCGACGGGCUGAAAGAAUCCAACAUGGCAGGAAGGGAACGCAAACAAACAGGCGCGGAUGGAGGAAUCGCGAUCCCAGACGACUGGCCCGGUUACCCGCUCGACCUGUUCUCCUUUCCCGAGCAUUACUCGGAGGAUCUGGAGUGCGUCUACAUCCCACACGGAGUUAUCAUGGACAGGACAGAGAGGCUGGCCAGAAAUAUCAUGGAUGAUCUCGGUGAUCAUGACAUCGUGGUGCUGUGUGUGCUGAAGGGAGGCUAUCAGUUCUGCGCUGACCUGGUGGACCGCGUCAAAGUCCUGUGCCGAAACUCCAACAAGACCCUGCCCAUGAGGGUGGACUUCAUCCGGCUCAAGAGCUACCUGAACGAUCAGUCCACUCAAGUUCUUCACAUCGAAGGAGCGGAGAACCUGUCUGUGCUGAGCGGGAAGAACGUCCUGAUUGUGGAGGCCAUCGUGGACACUGGAAAGACCAUGAAGACUCUUCUGGAUCACGUGGAAGCCUUCAGGCCCAAGAUGAUCAAAGUAGCCGGCUUGCUGGUAAAACGCGUGCCCAGCGGGACGGGAUAUCUGCCAGACUAUGUUGGAUUUGAGAUCGCCAAUCGUUUCGUGGUCGGCUAUGCCCUGGAUUACAACGAACACUUCAGAGAUCUUAACCACAUCUGUGUGAUCAGUGACAGAGGGAAACAGAAAUACAAGAUCUGAAGAAGACGAUCUCACUCGUAUAUGAGCUUCUGAAGGCUGACUGGAGGAUGGAAGAUGUCCGUGGAUGUGUUCUCAAAAGAAGAUCUCCUGUUCUCCUCCUCGCGUUCGAUAUGGACCAAGCUCACUGGUUAGAAAUCA
This is a messenger RNA of Puntigrus tetrazona (Sumatra barb), 961 nucleotides long. It is a transcript of the gene prtfdc1b, whose product is annotated as phosphoribosyl transferase domain containing 1b. The record is from RefSeq and is a predicted model, not a curated record. Bases 146 to 823 code for a protein of 225 amino acids. Gene Ontology annotation, biological process: purine ribonucleoside salvage; guanine salvage; hypoxanthine metabolic process. The transcript has 9 exons. NCBI's taxonomy places the organism in Eukaryota, Metazoa, Chordata, Actinopteri, Cypriniformes, Cyprinidae. Gene Ontology annotation, molecular function: magnesium ion binding; hypoxanthine phosphoribosyltransferase activity.